Caenorhabditis angaria is the source of this 1585-nucleotide messenger RNA. Lineage: Eukaryota; Metazoa; Nematoda; Chromadorea; Rhabditida; Rhabditidae. The record is from the annotation of a GenBank genome assembly.
AUGGGAGGACUUUUAGCAAUUCCUUGUGUCGCUGCAUCGGUUAGUUGAUUUUUAAAUCUAUUUAUGAAUCGAAUGUCUAAAUUUUCCAGACGGCAUGCUGUUUUGGAAGUGCAGCUUGUUCAUUAUGCUGUUCGGUUUGUCCAAGCACUCGCAAUUCAACAACAACUCGUUUUAUGUACGCAACAAUGUUAUUUGUGAUGACAUUUAUUGCCUGCAUAAUGCUGACACCAGGAAUUCAGAAGAAGAUGGUGGAUAACAAAUGGUUUUGUGAAGGACUCAACGAAUACGCUGGAAUCAAUUGUGACCACGCUGUUGGAUAUCAAGCUGUUUAUCGAGUUUGUGGAGCAACUGCUUCAUUCUUUUUGAUUUUCAUGUGCUUUAUGUUUGGUGUGAAUUCUUCAAAAGAUUCUAGAAGUUCAGUUCAAAAUGGCUUCUGGUUUUUCAAGUAUCUUGCAUUGGGAGCAUUGGUUUUCGGAUUUUUCAUGAUGCGAACUGAUAGCCUUUCAACUCGUAAGUUUAUUUUUUUUAAAGAAACUUCUUUGAUUCUCUGAUUUUUUAGCAUUAAUGUGGAUCGGUAUGCUCGGCGCUUUCCUAUUUAUUCUGAUCCAACUUAUAUUGAUUGUUGAUUUCGCUCAUGGUCUUGCAGAAAAUUGGGUUUCUCAAUAUGAAGAUACAGAUUCUCGAUUGUGUUAUGGUGGCUUGAUUCUCACUACUUUUGGCGGAUUUCUUCUUUGCAUAAUCGCUGUUGUUUUUGUAUUCUUGAAUUAUGCUGUUGGAGAAGGUUGUGGAUAUCUCCCAAAAUUCUUCUUAAUUUUCAAUGUUCUUCUUUGCAUCGGUUUGAGCGUUUUGUCAGUUAUGCCAUUUGUUCAAGAAAGAAUGCCAAAAUCAGGACUUCUUCAAGCUGUUGUAAUCAGUGGAUAUGUUAUUUAUCUAACAUGGUCUGCCCUUGUCAACAAUCCUAGUGAGUGAAUUCAAAAAAACUUCAGAGCUUACAAGACAAUAUAUUUUAGAUGAACACUGCAAUGGAACUUAUAAUCAAACAACUCCAGUCACUGAAUCUUCCGAGCAAAACAAAGAUGAUUUCGGCUCACCAAUUCCAUCUCAUGCUUUUGUUUCAUUGGCUAUUUGGCUUGUUUGUUUGGUUUAUGCUUCGAUUCGAAAUUCAUCAAAUACUUCACUGGGAAAAAUUACUGGAGAAGGAAAUGAGGAAAAUAUUCAAUUGAGUAAGAUUUUUUGUUUUAAUUUAUAAUCACAAAGCUCGGAUUUUCAGACGAUAUGGAAAAGGGUGCAAAAUCAUGGGAUAAUGAAGAAGAUUCAGUUGCCUAUUCCUACAGCUUCUUCCAUUUUAUGUUUUGCCUCGCCUCACUUUAUGUUAUGAUGACUUUGACAAAUUGGUACAGGUAAGAGUUGAAGGGAAUUUGUCUGAUGCCUUUUAAAAAAAUGUUUCAGCCCGGAAAAUGACUUUUCUCAUCUCAACUCAAAUACGGCUUCGCUUUGGGUCAAAAUCGUCUCAUCUUGGUUCUGUGUUGCAUUAUAUUGUUGGACCCUUGUUGCGCCUGCAAUUUUCCCGGAUCGCGAAUUUUAA